This is a messenger RNA of Truncatella angustata, 1593 nucleotides long. RefSeq names its product XRCC4-like factor-domain-containing protein. The coding region runs from base 1 to 1593 and encodes 530 amino acids. The record is from RefSeq and is a predicted model, not a curated record. NCBI's taxonomy places the organism in Eukaryota, Fungi, Ascomycota, Sordariomycetes, Amphisphaeriales, Sporocadaceae. Gene Ontology annotation, molecular function: DNA end binding. Gene Ontology annotation, biological process: double-strand break repair via nonhomologous end joining. Gene Ontology annotation, cellular component: DNA ligase IV complex; nucleus. The transcript is spliced from 2 exons.
AUGAAUACCAUGAGUUGGAAGCCGCUACCCGCCUUCGAUGGCCUGCCAGUCUUGUUAGCGAGUGCUGUCUUCUCAUCUCAGUCGUACACAAUUCAUGUUACUGAUCUCGCAAAUGUCUGGACUGAAACACUGGAUCGAAAAAAUAUUGGUAGACGAAGUCUCAACGAAGACACCAGUAUCGACCCUACCGAAGGCCCCGACCAGAUGGCGAUGCUUCUCACUAAGAUCCGAGCAGCAGUUGACCCGAAUGCUCCAGAUUAUGAUCAGACGAGUAUCACUCUAGCAUCUAAGCCAGGAACCGAUGGCUCAAGCCUCGUUCUCAGCGUCACAUGCCACCUGCCGGAUGGACUAAAGCCUCUCAAAUGGACGUUCCAGUUGGUUAAAUGCUCUGUUGCUUCCAUCGCUUCCGAGCUUGUGCUUCCUCUGGUAGAGGCACAGCACAUUCGAUCCAGGGAGAUCCAGGAUCUUGUCACUAAAUUGAAGGAGAAAGAUCAUGUGAUCCAUAAACUCCUCGACAAACUCGAACAUGCGGGAGUUGGUCUAGACAACGUGUUCAGUUCACUAGCGGGUAAUCGCAGACCAUCAAGAGAAACAGCAUAUGAGAUUAUCAAAGGUCUCGCCCCUUUCAAUGAGUCCGACUGGAGCUCCAAGGAACUGCCGAUGAAAGACCCGCCAGGUGAUAUCGUCUCGCUUGUUGAGAAUGCCUUCCCUGGCCCCAAGCACCAGUAUACUGGAACUAAUAUUCCGGAUGGACUCAGCGACUGGUGGCAGAGGCUCGGACCUGACCCGAUCACAGCUGUUCAUCGUGUACAAAAAGGAAAAGGGGCGGCUUCGCCAAAAGGCAUACAGCGGGACGGCCUGGCAGAGAAGUCAAGGCUUGCUGCAAAUGAGGACGACGACUUUCAGGUUCAAGCGACCCCUUCUCAACUGGACUCCGGUAGAAAGGGUUAUACUGAGAUCGGCGCUGAUGCUACGACAGACGAUGAAGCGGACACCAUCCCCGACAGCCAUCAUAGUACAACGAGGCAAGCCAAGCAACGAUUAGGUAUCGUUGGCAAGAGGAAGACCGCAGAGCCUGACGCAGCAAGUCGAAUUUAUCAGCGCACCACGGUCGCCGGAGAUGAUACUGCAUCCGAGUUGGACGAUGAGACGGAUGUAUCUCUGCCUCACCGUCGAAAGGACGGUGGGCAAGGAAGUUUUGGAAAGACAUCAUCUCCAGCAAGAAGCGGAAGCAGAAGUUCUUUGUCGGGCUCACUGGUGAUAUUACCUGAUGACGACACAGCGUCUGAGUCCGACGAAGACAUGCCAGGUAAAGCGCCAUCGCCAACACCCCUAGCAGACAUGCAGGCGCCAAAAAGGAAAUUAGGGGCCAUCGGAAGAAUUGGCGGCAAAGCAAAACACACAACUGAUCAACCAGAAAGUGAAUCCAAAUUACUCGACGAAGUCCAAGGGUCACAAACUGAUGGUACCAACCGGGAGUCUGGAGAGGCUGAGUCCGAAGAGCAGAGAGCAGAGCGUAAACGGGCUGAGAUCGCCCAGGACCUUGAGCGCAAGGCUGCUGCAAAACCGGUGAAGAAAAAGCGGAAAUUUUGA